This is a messenger RNA of Protopolystoma xenopodis, 216 nucleotides long. The record is from the annotation of a GenBank genome assembly. Lineage: Eukaryota; Metazoa; Platyhelminthes; Monogenea; Polystomatidea; Polystomatidae.
AUGAGUCCCAUCGGAAUCUUAAGGACAGAUGAGAGAAAACCUUCCUCCAUAUUCUCAACGUACCCCGGUUUUAUUUUCUCCAUUGAGAAGGAUGCUUUCAUUUGGGCUCCCUCGCCAAAUAUCACGCCUCUGGAGUCAUCUGUCCGGGCAGAUCCGUCUCUAACUGUCAAUGACUUGCCCAACCAACUCACUUCCUCACGGGUUUCCGCGCAUUAG